AAAGAAAAAAAUAAAAAAUAAUUUUCGGACAAACAGCGUUAUUGGGACAGAGAGAGAAAAUAAAAAUAAAAAAAUUAAUAAGAGAGAGAGAGACAAUGGACGAAGUCUCUGCGAAACGAGUUUGACCUUAACCCAGCUUCCAUCUCGUUUCCUCCAAUUCACGGUGUCAAACACGCGCUUAAUUCUUCAUCAUCAGCAGCAUUCAUACAUUCCCAAAACCAAAACCCUUCUCUUAAAUCACCCUCUUCCCAAUUCCCAAUUCCCAAUUCUCAAUUCUCAAUUCCCACUCUUCUCGCCAUACCCAUUUCCCGAAAGUCAAUUUUUUUUUUAUUUCUAUUUCCCCCAUUUUUUUUGGAAACCUCAUUUCCCAGAUUCAGCAAUCCAAACCCGGAUCUCACCAAAACCUCGUAAAAUCCGAACCCUUCCUAAUUCCCAGCCAUGGGUAACUGCUGCGCCACCCCAACCACAGAUGAAACGAAGAACAAGAAGAAGAAGAAGGAAAACCCCUUUGCAAUCGACUACGGCUUCAGCAACAACAACAACGCAGCGAACGGGUCAAAGCUUACCGUUUUGAAGUCCCCAACGGGACGCGAGAUCGAGGCGCGUUACGAGCUGGGUCGCGAACUGGGUCGCGGCGAGUUCGGAAUAACGUACCUUUGCACGGACAAGGAAACGAGAGAGGAGCUAGCGUGCAAGUCGAUAUCGAAGAAGAAGCUGAGAACCGCCAUAGAUAUCGAAGAUGUGAGGAGAGAGGUUGAGAUCAUGAGGCACUUGCCUAAACACCCUAACAUCGUGACCUUGAAGGAUACCUACGAGGAUGACAAUGCCGUUCACCUCGUUAUGGAGCUCUGUGAAGGUGGUGAACUCUUCGAUCGCAUCGUCGCGCGUGGACACUACACCGAACGCGCCGCCGCCGCCGUUACACGAACCAUUGUUGAAGUCGUUCAGAUGUGCCACAAGCAUGGUGUGAUGCAUAGGGAUCUCAAGCCCGAGAACUUUUUGUUUGCAAAUAAGAAGGAAACUGCGCCUCUGAAGGCUAUAGAUUUUGGAUUGUCAGUGUUCUUUACGCCAGGGGGAAAAUUUAAUGAGAUAGUAGGAAGUCCAUAUUACAUGGCUCCUGAGGUAUUAAAGAGAAACUAUGGCCCAGAAGUGGAUAUCUGGAGUGCUGGAGUAAUUCUAUACAUCUUACUUUGUGGUGUCCCACCAUUUUGGGCAGAAACUGAACAAGGAGUUGCACAAGCGAUUAUUCGAUCUGUUGUUGACUUCAAAAGGGAUCCAUGGCCAAAAGUUUCAGAUAAUGCGAAAGACCUUGUGAAGAAGAUGCUAGAUCCUGACCCAAGGCGACGGCUUACUGCACAGGAAGUGUUAGAUCAUCCAUGGUUACAAAAUGCGAAGAAAGCUCCCAAUGUUUCAUUGGGAGAAACUGUAAGAGCCAGGCUCAAGCAGUUUUCUGUAAUGAACAAGCUUAAGAAAAGAGCUUUAAGGGUAAUUGCCGAGCAUUUGACUGUGGAAGAAGCUGCCGGGCUGAAAGAGGGAUUCCGGGUUAUGGAUACAAGCAACAGAGGCAAGGUUAACAUUGAUGAACUACGAGUAGGGUUGCAUAAACUAGGCCAUCAAGUUCCUGAUGCAGAUCUCCAAAUUCUCAUGGAAGCUGGUGAUGUAGACAGGGAUGGGCACCUAGAUUAUGGAGAGUUUGUAGCCAUUUCUGUUCAUCUGAGAAAGAUGGGAAAUGAUGAGCAUCUUCACAAAGCCUUCCAAUUUUUCGAUGCGAACCAAAGUGGUUAUAUAGAGAUUGAGGAGCUGCGAAGUGCCUUAUCGGACGAGGUUGACACAAACAGUGAAGAAGUCAUUAGUGCGAUUAUGCAUGAUGUGGACACAGACAAGGAUGGAAGGAUAAGUUAUGAUGAAUUUGCUACAAUGAUGAAGGCUGGCACAGAUUGGAGAAAAGCAUCAAGGCAAUAUUCGCGAGAGAGGUUUGCAAGUCUCAGCCUGAAAUUGAUGAGAGAUGGGUCAUUGCAUCUAAACAAUGAAAAGCAAUGACGGUAGAUGAGUACUUUAGAAAGGCCAAAUUUUACUUUGGAAAGGAAAAUAUGAUAAAACAAGUCUUUCUUUUAUUUUUUUAGUUUUAACCUUCUCUUAAUUGUAAUUCUUUUCUCUAAUACCCAUUUUUGGGUGGAAAAAUAUAGGAUAUUGGCACAGCAGUAAUGUCUAUUUGGUUUGGAAGUGUCUGUUUUUUUUUGGUUUGUUGAGGUUGUGGUAGUUCACAGUAGAGGGUGGGAGACAAGUCUUCAUUUGUGGCUGUAAAUAUUUUUAAUUAUCACGCUUUAUAUGUAAUCUGCCAUUUUUAAGUAAACCUUGCCCCAUGAAUAAUGCCUAUAUCUAUAAUGAGGAUUUACUUUACAAAUCAGUUUAAUU
Molecule: messenger RNA, 2415 nt
Organism: Abrus precatorius (Indian licorice)
Lineage: Eukaryota; Viridiplantae; Streptophyta; Magnoliopsida; Fabales; Fabaceae
Product: calcium-dependent protein kinase 32
Exons: 8
Coding region: 439-2040 (533 amino acids)
Biological process (GO): intracellular signal transduction; peptidyl-serine phosphorylation; protein autophosphorylation
Cellular component (GO): nucleus; cytoplasm
Molecular function (GO): calcium/calmodulin-dependent protein kinase activity; calcium ion binding; calmodulin binding
Source: RefSeq, a predicted model, not a curated record